AACCAGUUGUUAAUGUAAUGUAAUGUAAUUGGACCUCUCUUCUCCCCUCUCCUCUCUCUAUUAAGAACCCUACACGCUUCUCCUCUCUCUUCACCCUCCGAUCCCUCUCAGUCCUCCUCCCUCCUCUUUCUCCGAAGAGUCGCUACUCCCCUUCUUUACCGUCACCCGGAGACUUCGAGCAUUAGAGCAGUAUAGCAAAUAUGUCGCCAUCUGAUUCUUCUCGGGAGGAUAAUGUCUACAUGGCUAAGUUAGCUGAGCAGGCUGAGAGGUAUGAGGAAAUGGUGGAAUUCAUGGAGAAAGUAGCCAAGACUGUGGAUGUUGAGGAGCUCACUGUUGAGGAGCGUAAUCUCCUGUCUGUUGCAUACAAGAAUGUGAUUGGGGCCAGGAGGGCUUCAUGGAGAAUUAUCUCGUCUAUUGAGCAGAAGGAAGAAAGCAGGGGAAACGAGGAUCAUGUUGUAAUUAUUAAGGACUACAGAGGGAAGAUUGAAUCCGAACUCAGCAAAAUCUGUGAUGGAAUCCUCAGUCUCCUUGAAUCGCACCUCAUUCCUUCAGCUUCAUCUGCUGAGUCUAAGGUUUUCUAUCUUAAGAUGAAGGGUGACUACCAUAGGUACCUAGCCGAGUUUAAGACUGGAGCUGAAAGGAAGGAAGCUGCUGAGAGCACUCUGUUGGCUUACAAAUCUGCUCAGGAUAUUGCUCUUGCUGAACUAGCUCCCACUCAUCCGAUAAGGCUGGGACUUGCCCUGAAUUUCUCAGUGUUCUACUAUGAGAUUUUGAACUCUCCUGAUCGUGCCUGCAACCUUGCCAAGCAGGCCUUUGAUGAGGCUAUCUCUGAGCUUGACACUUUGGGUGAGGAGUCCUACAAGGAUAGCACAUUGAUCAUGCAACUUCUACGGGACAAUCUGACGCUCUGGACUUCUGAUCUCCCGGAGGAUGCUGGAGAUGAGAUUAAGGAAGCUUCUAAGCGGGACUCUGGGGAGGGACAGCAGUGAUGUGCUUAGUGUACGAGCAUUUGUGCCUUGGAUGAUGAACUUUAUAGUAGAGAUGCCGUUUCGCUUGUAGCAUGAUGUCUUUUAAGGAUCUUGCUUAGACAGCUCCAAAGGAUCUAAACGGUGUGGAAAUUAUGAACUUCCUUUAAUUAAUUUUUUAGUAGUUUGGGCUUGGUGAAAUUGGAAAUUGAUGCUCCCCUUUGCUCGUUCUUCGGCUCAA
Messenger RNA from Punica granatum (pomegranate), 1206 nucleotides. The record is from RefSeq and is a predicted model, not a curated record. NCBI's taxonomy places the organism in Eukaryota, Viridiplantae, Streptophyta, Magnoliopsida, Myrtales, Lythraceae.